AUGAAAUUUACGAAAAUUCUUAAUGAAUCACAUCCAAGUCUUACUCAAAUUAUUCUUAACAAUAAUAAGACUGUUGAUGAAAAUCUUCCAAUAGCUGAUCAACAUUCAAAAACAAUAAAUAUUGAAGAAACACCUGAAACUGAACCUAUUUUAAAUGAAAAUAAACAUAUAAAUUAUGAAGUACCAUCAAAAUCUAAAAAUAAAUAUCAAUUCUUAUCAACUAUUCUUGUUACAUUUCUCUUCUUUCUUUGGGGUGUACCAAAUCAAUUAAAUGGUGUACUUAUUCGACAAUUUUCAAAAGCUUUUGUUCUAUCUAGAUUUGAAGCUGGUCUUGUUCAAUCAGCUUUUUAUAUGGGCUAUUUUAUAUGGGCUUUACCUGCAGCUUAUGUUCUUCGUCGUUGGGGUUAUAAAAUUGGUAUCAUUAUUGGUUUAAUUCUUUUUGGUACUGGAUCAUUUUUUUUCUGGCCAGCAGCAUAUAUAGGAAAAUAUGAAUCAUUUUUAAUUUCUCUAUUUAUUAUUGCAACUGGUUUAGCUUUUCUUGAAACUGCAGCUAAUCCAUUUAUAGCAAAUGCAGCUGGACCUGCGCAUUCAUCAGAAAAACGUCUUAAUAUAGCACAAGCAUUUAAUCCAUUAGGUGCUAUAACAGGUGUACUUAUUGGAACAUUAUUUAUAUUUUCUGGUGUUGAAUUAAAUGAAAAACAAAUUGAACAAAUGCGUCUUAAUAAAACAUAUGAUAAUUAUUUAAAAACUGAAACAUUACGUGUUGUUCGACCAUAUGCUGUAAUUGGUGGUUUAACAUUUUUAUUUGCUUUACUUAUUGCUAUUGUACCAUUUCCAGCUAAUACAAAAACAAAAAAAAGUCAAAAAAAUGAAGAAUCUGAUGGAGUAAAUACUCUUUGUCGAGCUUUAUUUUUAUUUUCUAUUAUUGCACAAUUUGCUUAUGUUGGUGCACAAGUUGGUACUUGGUCAUAUUUUAUGCAAUAUGCUCAAGAUUAUGUUCAAGUUGGAGAAAAAACUAGUGGUUAUUUAUUAACUGGUACAUUAGUUAUGUUUGCACUUGGUCGUCUUAUAGCUGCUUUACUUAUGCAUUUUGGACUUUCACCAUCAAUACUUUUAGCUGCAUUUGCUUUUAUUAAUGUAAUACUUAUUCUUAUUACUGUUCUUGUACCAACUAUAAUUGGACUUGUAACACUUUUUAUUACAUCAUUCUUUAUGUCGCUUAUGUUUCCAACAAUAUUUGCUUUAGGUAUUAAAGGUAUGAGUGGACAUACAACAAAAUUAGCUAGUUGUCUUCUUGUUAUGGCAAUUAUUGGUGGAGCUAUAUUUACUCCAUUGAUGGGCUUAAUCGCAGUGAAAACGAAUAAUUUGGCUUUGGCAUAUACAUUACCAGGAGGAGCAUAUUUUAUUGUUGGUCUUUAUGCUAUUUUGGCUUAUGUGUUGACAAUGGAAAGAGAUGUGGAAUCCUAG
Rotaria sp. Silwood2 is the source of this 1467-nucleotide messenger RNA. Lineage: Eukaryota; Metazoa; Rotifera; Eurotatoria; Philodinida; Philodinidae. The record is from the annotation of a GenBank genome assembly.